ACAGGCUAGAACAGCCAAAAGGUUCCAAGCAGAAGCCACACCGACGGGCAAUCAAAUGCGAGUAGAAAGAGAGAGCGAAUGAGGAACAAGGAAAGUGGCAACAUCUCCAGGGACAACAAACACUGCAAACAUGCGGAGGGGCAGCGUUGCCCGCCGUGGUAGAGACUGUUCGCGAUGGCUUUCAUAUUGGCAGAUCUGAGAUACUCGCUCUUUAGAACGCAGUGAUUUGCUUUGAUUAUUAUUAAUUGUAUUGUCUAGACGGUUGGAGCAGAUUCAGGCUGCGAUCUCCUCUUGAUCUGGCUUCUUGCUACGAUUAUAUAUUCUUCCACACCGAGUCGGAUAUAACCCCAAUUAUCUAAAUAUGGUAUCCAGCGAGGGAGCCCACGUAGUCUCAUCCGAGAAAAACUGGCGCGAGAAGUUCCCCGACGGCGACCUCUGGGUAUUCGGCUACGGGAGCUUGAUCUGGAAGCCACCGCCGCAUUUUGAUCAGCGAGUCCCAGGUUACAUUAAUGGCUAUGUCCGACGCUUCUGGCAGGCUAGUAAUGACCACCGCGGCACACCAGAGAAUCCUGGGCGGGUUUUAACCGUGAUUGACCGGGAGUUCUGGGAAACCCUCGAUGAUCCGCUAGCACACCAUGAAACGUCCCCGACCGCCACGGUCUGGGGUGCAGCGUACCAUAUCCCCGCCAGUCAUGCCAAUGAGGUCCGCCAUUAUCUCGACAUCCGGGAGAUCAAUGGCUAUACUGACCACUAUACGCCGUUUCACCCCGUCCUGACAUCUAAAGGAUCCGACGCCGCGAAAUGUCCCCCCACCCCGAUCACCUGUAUGGUCUACAUUGGCCAGCCCACCAAUCCUCAGUUUCUGCGUGAGCCGGCUCAACGGGAACAGCAGGCUGUGGCUGAGGUGAUCAGUCGCAGCGAGGGCAAGAGUGGGAAGAAUGCAGAAUAUCUGUUCAUGUUGGAGAAGGCGCUGGAGGGGCUUGGAUUUGGCAAUGCUGAGAUGCAUGUCACCGAUUUGGUGCGGCGGGUUAAGGCCCUACUGAAUGAAGAGGAGGUGCUGAAGGAAGAGGCACAGGCCGAGCGGGACUUGGAAGAGUCGUUGCAUCCAUCGGAACAGGAGGUGCAUCGGUGAUUCCCGCCGGUGGAGUAGGCUACUGGUUGUGUACGGAUAAGAUAGAUCAUGACUUGGACCUAGAAUCAUUCCAAAUUCACGAUAGAACACUAGCGCUUCGUUGGACCACACCCUUUGGCUCAAACCAGGUGUAACAUAGGUCAGAUUACAUACAUGUCAACAAUGACCCGAGUAAACGACAAGACACAAAUGAUUUAAGUUACGCGAUGCGAGUCAA
Messenger RNA from Aspergillus ibericus CBS 121593, 1349 nucleotides. RefSeq names its product gamma-glutamylcyclotransferase. Gene Ontology annotation, cellular component: cytoplasm. Lineage: Eukaryota; Fungi; Ascomycota; Eurotiomycetes; Eurotiales; Aspergillaceae. Gene Ontology annotation, molecular function: gamma-glutamylcyclotransferase activity; glutathione specific gamma-glutamylcyclotransferase activity. The transcript has 7 exons. Gene Ontology annotation, biological process: glutathione catabolic process. The record is from RefSeq and is a predicted model, not a curated record. The coding region runs from base 362 to 1132 and encodes 256 amino acids.